AUGAGGGGGCAUUUCCGCUCACUUUCGUCUGCUCGCUAUCUUCCCUUCAACCACCAGAAAGAACGAAGCCCAUGCCAGCGAACUAACCCUUCCCUUUCAUUUCCCCCCAUAUUUCCCAAAAUACCCCUCAAACGCUCCAGAUCUCUCUCUCUCUCUCUCUCUCUCUCUCUCUCUCUCGCUUUCAUUUCCACGCUCUGCAGAUCCCUCUUUCUCUGUCUGUAUGUGUGGAGGAAUCUGAACCGUCGGAUCUGGUUCCAUGCACUGCUGAUUCUCUCCAACCAUGGGCAUCCUAUUCACCCGCAUGCUGUCUUCGCUCUUCGGCAACAAAGAAGCCCGGAUCCUUGUUCUCGGCCUCGACAAUGCCGGAAAAACCACAAUUCUCUAUCGGCUUCAGAUGGGAGAAGUAGUUUCGACAAUCCCAACGAUCGGGUUUAAUGUCGAAACUGUGCAAUACAACAACAUCAAAUUUCAAGUGUGGGAUCUUGGUGGGCAGACAAGCAUCAGGCCAUACUGGAGAUGCUAUUUCCCAAAUACUCAAGCUAUCAUAUAUGUCGUUGAUUCGAGUGACACUGAUAGAUUAGUUAUAGCCAAAGAAGAAUUUCAUGCUAUUUUGGAGGAGGAAGAGCUAAAAGGUGCUGUUGUUCUCAUUUAUGCGAACAAGCAGGAUCUCCCUGGUGCUCUAGAUGAUGCUGCAGUAACUGAGGCCUUAGAAUUGCACAAGAUUAAAAGCCGUCAAUGGGCAAUUUUUAAAACUUCAGCAGUAAAAGGUGAAGGCCUCUUUGAAGGGUUGGACUGGUAAGCUCAGCUAGCCCUUGCAGCUUGGACUUUUGUAGUUUUGGCUGAGUAAUACGCUGAAGUCUGGAGGUGGCUAACACUUCGGUGAAGAACUAAAAAGUACCCAUGAUAGUUUUGGGGCCUGCUUCUGGCGAUGGAGAAGAAAAGAUUAUUUGAUUGGUAAGAUUGUGACAGGACAGUAUCAUUUUACAGAUUGGAUUUGUAGAUCAUCAGGACAUGUCAUAUUUGCCAAGGACUAAUGAUUCAAGCCCGUUUCAGGUAUACUUCUUUAACUGUAACACUGGUUGAAAGGUCAGAACAUAGACUCGUGUUGAUGUAUUCCAGUUUGUAGCUCAGAUCGGAAAAUUGUUGAGACUGGUUUGUGUUGAAUUCGAUGGUUAUGAUUGUUUUCGGGACUUAAAAAAGGGGUCAGGGACAUCAUUAACUAAUGGAAUGGUACCCAUUUUGAUUA
This is a messenger RNA of Magnolia sinica, 1246 nucleotides long. Its product is annotated as ADP-ribosylation factor 1. The transcript is spliced from 8 exons. NCBI's taxonomy places the organism in Eukaryota, Viridiplantae, Streptophyta, Magnoliopsida, Magnoliales, Magnoliaceae. Gene Ontology annotation, molecular function: GTPase activity; GTP binding. Gene Ontology annotation, cellular component: Golgi apparatus; cytoplasm. The record is from RefSeq and is a predicted model, not a curated record. Gene Ontology annotation, biological process: intracellular protein transport; vesicle-mediated transport. Bases 281 to 799 code for a protein of 172 amino acids.